This is a messenger RNA of Saccharomycodes ludwigii, 1626 nucleotides long. It is a transcript of the gene RSC58, whose product is annotated as Rsc58p. Lineage: Eukaryota; Fungi; Ascomycota; Saccharomycetes; Saccharomycodales; Saccharomycodaceae. Bases 1 to 1626 code for a protein of 541 amino acids. The transcript has a single exon. The record is from RefSeq and is a predicted model, not a curated record.
AUGGUAGAACAAACUGAACUUUUACAACCAAAAUCAACAGAGAAGGAGACAAAAGAACAAGAAUCUCCUAAAAAUUACAACAAUAACCAUGACCUUUUAAAAUUAUUCAACAAUUUACAAAUUAUUAUUAAAGCCGCUAGUUUUAAAUCUCAUGUAAUAGAUGAAAACUUUCCAUCAGAAUUUUAUGAACCACAUCCUCACAAAAUUUAUGACUCUUAUAUAACUUUUCUAAAAGAAGAAAGGUCCAAAGAGGGAGAACCACAGAUUAUAAGGACAACAAAUAUUAAAGAACGCUUUGAAAACAACUAUUAUUUUCAAGACUUUAACGGAUUUUAUAAACUAUAUCAUGAUAUUUAUUUGAUUUGCACCAUCCUAAUAAACACUUAUAAAAGGGGAACUCAUAUUUAUUGUUUGGUUGAUAAAUUUUAUAAAUUCACCACAGAAUUACUAUUGAGAGAGUGCUAUAAAAUUGGUAUUAAUUUUACCGAUUAUACUGAAAACAAGAAUAGAAAUGAUAAUGAAAAGACUAGUAAUAAUGUCGAUGAAUACACGAAAACAGAUUUUUUGGACGAGUAUAUUUCAAAAGAUUUCAUUAAAAUCUCUACACACUAUACAGUUCCAGUUAAAGAAGUUUACCAUCUUUCAACGAAAGGCCUUGAACUUUUUUCUUCAGAAAUAACUAAGUCUUCACUAGAUAAGCGUGGUGACUAUUUGCCUAAUCCGAAUUUUGAUGUGGUCAGAAUAUCACCACUUCAGCCACAAAUAUUGAGAUCUGCUGCUAAAUUAGGAGUUAUAGCUGCAAAUACUAGCAUGGUUCCCGAACCAACUUUACCACCAACAGAAAUGCUCGGCAAAUUUGUCCAUCCCAACUGGUUUAACCUACCUUGUUGUAUGUGGUUAGAAUAUUCAGAUAAUGAAUUUAAAAGUUUAGCACCCACUAUAAUGGAAAUGGGAAGUAUUUUAGAUGCCAAUAAGAGAGGUGUUAUUUGGUUUCAAAAAAAUGGAUAUUUUAAAAAAUGGAAAGAAAGAGAAGAAGCUAUUAACAAUAAUGCAGAAAAUGCUGAAGAUAAUCUCAAUCACAAUAAUAAUAAUAAUAAUAAUAAUAAUAAUAAUAAUAAUAAUAACACAAAUACUGCUGAGGAUAAUAACAAUACUGAAUCGGAAAAUACAGAUAAUGAAGAAGAGAAUCAACAAAUUGAUGACAAUAAAAAUAAUGAUGAUAAAAAGGAAAUUGCUUAUAAUUAUGAUGAUAUUAAAGUGAAUGAUAUAAAAUUAGCUAAUUUGGUAAGUUGGUCGCCAAUGCAUUACAUUACCGAGGGCGAGCUAGUUGCAAUGCAAAAUGGCAUUUCCAAUGUUCAAAAGUUAAUCACCAACACUUUAUUCGAACUAAAAAAUUUGCAAGACAAGCGUAAUAAGCUAGGGCUACAAACCCCGACAACUAAAGAGCAAAAAUUGUAUUAUAAAUUGAAGAGGUUAUUUAAAUUUGUUUUAUUAAAUUUUAAUCGAGAAACCUUGGAUAUGCCGUUGCUUAAAGAGUUUCCAAUAUUGCAGGCUAAUUACGCAGGAAACAUACCUGUAGUUAGGCAACAAGGGACCCACAAAAGAUUAAAAAAACAUAGAAAAUGA